Candida tropicalis MYA-3404 is the source of this 1452-nucleotide messenger RNA. Its product is annotated as mRNA-processing endoribonuclease. NCBI's taxonomy places the organism in Eukaryota, Fungi, Ascomycota, Pichiomycetes, Serinales, Debaryomycetaceae. Gene Ontology annotation, cellular component: nucleus. The record is from RefSeq and is a predicted model, not a curated record. The transcript has a single exon. The coding region runs from base 1 to 1452 and encodes 483 amino acids.
AUGUCUCUACCUUCAAAAUAUGCCCCUGAGGGGUUAAGUGCUGAAGAUCAGUCACGAGUAAUAACUGUUGGAAAUAAGAGACCUCGAAAACCAAUAAAUUAUAUCCAUAGAACAAUUGAUGAUAAAAUUCAAAACGCGUUACAGAAUCAUCAUCUUAACCACCAGGACCAACAAAAUGGACAUAAUAAUGAUGACGAUGAUAUUGAAAUGAUACCUUUUGAAGAUGCAGAAGAAGUCGAUGUUAUUACUUCAUAUGUUGAAUAUUUACGUGGUCAUACAGCUUAUGAACAACAACAACAUAAUGAUAUGAUGAUUGAUGAAGAUGAGUUUAAUGAUAAUAAUAAUGAACUAGUUGAAAUUAUAGAAGGAAAUAUAUCUUAUUUAAUCCUUGAUACAAAUUUUUUAAUAUCUCAUUUGAAAAUAGUAGAUUGUCUUAAAAAAUUAGCCCCUAAUCAUGGAUUGAAAAUAAUUAUUCCAGUUUAUGUAAUUCAAGAAUUAGAUGGAUUAAAAAAUUCAAAUAAAAUUAAUAAUUCAAAUAAUGGAGAAGAUGGAUGUUCAGGUGAAUCGAUUUCACAAUUAGCUAAAUGGGCAAACCAAUGGGUUUAUAAUUCAUUAAUUGAUUCAAAAACAAUAGUUAAAGGUCAGAAAUUAUCUCAACGUAUAGAUAAAAGUUUAAUUAAAGAUGAUGCUAUAUUGGAUUGUUGUUUAUAUUUCAAAAAAAAUCAUCCUAAUAGUUUAACUAUUAUAUUAUCAAAUGAUAAAAAUUUAUGUUCAAAAGCAUUAAUGAAUGAAUUAUUAACUGUUAGUUUUAGACCUAAUAUGAGUGGUGAAUUAAUUGCAGAAACUAUAUAUAAUGAAAAUAUUCAAAGAUUUGGAAAAAUAGAAACUAAAACAAAAGUUAUCAAAAAUGCCACACCAUUAAGAAUAAAUUCACCAAUUCCUGAUACUCCUCCUCCUCAUCCAACAGUUGCUCCUUCAAGUGAAUGGGUGGCUAAAACUCAAGAAAUAGACAGAUAUUCUAGUUUUGAAAGUAUAUCUAUUGGUGUAUACAAUGAAAUUCAAAUGGUUUUGUUAUCUGCAUUACAUCAUUGUAUGGAAGAAGAAUAUGGAGAUGAUUUGGAUUUGAUUCGUGAUUAUGAUAAAGAUCAAAUAGUUACUAUUGAUGAUUGUGCUAAUUUGAUUAUACGAUUCUGGAGUACUGUUUUUCUGGAAUAUUUCCGAGCUACUCCUGAUCAUUUCUUACCAUUUCAUCAAUCAAAUGUUCGUCGAAAAUUUUCAAAGAAAACUCCAAUUCAUGUUAAUGUUCCUAAUUCUCCAGGAGAAUUACAUGAAUUUAUUUCGUUUUGGACUAGAGUAUUGACCAUCAUAUAUGAUGCAGUUAUGCUGAAAUUAAAUCAAGAUGCAUUAGAGAAAUUGAUAUCUAGGUGGAAUAACAUGGCUAGUAAAAUAUAG